GAUGUAUCAUUCUGGGCGCCUCUUUGUAGGUCUGGAACCCUUUCAGUUGGCCUUUGGGGCACACACAACUCAAGCCUCCAUGCCUACCCAGACGUUUGCCUUGCCCCUCGAUGAUCACCUGCUGGCACUAGCCAUCGCCCUGCACUCGUCUGGAAGAGAGCCAACCCCAAAAGGGGAAGCCAGUGGUUUCGCCCCGCUACCCACAGCAGAUUGAAGAAGCCACACAGAGGAACUGGAGCACUCCUCAAACUCGGGCUACGGUACGACAAAGCGGCCAAGGCAGGCAGGAAGGAGCCCAGCAGAGGAGGAAGGGCGGGCCCUUCCCCACCGAGCGGAGAAGAGCAAGUUUCAGUUCAGUCCUGGCCAGGGAGCAGCUGCUGCUUUUGCAGCGGCCUCUUGGUCUCGGGUCCGGGACAUGGCCCAGCCAGGAAUCUGCGAGGCGCAGAAAGGGCUGCUAGCCAAGAUAGUGAUGGCUGGGGAGUCGUGCGUGGGGAAAACCUCUAUCCUGAAGCGAUACACCGAGCUAGCUCCUCCAACCUCGCUAUCGCCGCCCACUUCCUAUAUCGCCACCAUCGGCAUUGAUUUCAAAAUAAAAACCAUUUCUUUUAAUGAUACAACCAUGAAACUUCAAAUAUGGGAUACUGCUGGCCAGGAACGAUUCCAUACGUUUACUACCAGUUUUUUCCGUGGAGCACAUGGAUUUGUUCUUGUCUAUGAUAUUACGAAUAUAGAGAGUUUUCAAGGAAUCUCGCACUGGAUGAAAGAUAUACAUGAGAAAGCAGAUGAAAAUGUAGAGAUCAUACUGUUGGGUAACAAGUGUGAUAGGGAGACAGAACGUGUAAUUCCAAAAAACAAAGGAGAAAAGCUCGCCUGGGAGUAUGGAAUACCCUUUUUUGAAACCAGUGCUAAGGACAAUAUAAACAUUGAAGAUGCCUUUUCAGUACUAGCCGGAGAAAUAUUGAACAAGAGUUCCUGUGUACCGCUUGAUUUAGAUGUAGUGGACCUAAGAACAAACACGCAAAAGAGAACUUGCUGCAAAUUGUAAUUGGCAGUGUUUUGUUGUCUGUGUUCUGAUCAUGUAUUUGAUACAUACCAACUCUGAACUUAAAUCUUUCUCGCUCUCUCUUUUUAAAGUUCUCAAAACAUACAGUGAUUAAAGCUUUAAUGUUAACAUGCAAACACUUCUGUCAGUCCACUGUUGUUUUAUUUAACUGACUUACAAAUGUUUAAAAUAAACAAAUUAUUAUUUGCACAUGUGGUCAUGAUUGUAACAUCCAUUGAGAUGCAAGCAUAUAAAAUAUCUUAAUGUUGGCCAAAGUUGUUUAAUGUUAGGAAGUUAUGUUGGCCAAAGGUGAAAUCUAUAGUAUGAAAACCACCUGAUGAGAGUUCACCUAACAGUAUAUUAGGUACUUUACCACUUCAGGAUAAGCCAUGUUUGCUUCUCCUGAAGAGCAUACAAUUCUAGAAACACAAUUUAGAUGGGAAAGGGAAGAAGAGAGGAAAAGGACGCUGUUCUUUCAUAGUUCAAUAGCACCUGUCACAUAAAGCACUUUUAAAAUGACAAUUGACUAGUUUAAGCAAAAACAGUUUUCCAAAGUUUGAUAUAAUUUAAUUUGCCUUAAAGCAUAAAAGGUCAACUAGAACCCUUUUUGUGGAGCAUUUAAAAAAUGGUGGCUGACAUCCUAAUUAACAAAGUGCUCAUGCUUCUCGAGGAUGUGCCAGAAGCCCUCAUGCAACUCCCCGUCCCCUGGGCGGAAGAGCCUUUAGACUCUGUGCAAGGAGUGCUCUGCAGUCGAAGGCUUUUCCACAAAUGCACUUGCAUUGAGAGAUGGGAGAAUUCCACAACAUCUCUCAGCACAUCCCCGCAAUGCCUAGAAGCCAGGGGUGUAGCAAGGUUGGAGUGGGCCCAGACACAAGAUUUUUAAACUGGCCACCCCCACCCCAUAUAUAUAUAUAUAUAUACACACACACAUACAUACAUAUAAAUGUAUCCUAUGUGCCACAAUAGAACAUCAUCCUAAAUUAUUUUUUAAAAGGUUUUGUAAAUUGUGGACGAUGCAAGUCAUUUAAUGGUACCAUGUUUCCCCGGAAAUAAGACAGUGUCUUAUAUUAAUUUUAGCCCCCCAAAAUGCACUAGGGCAUAUUAGCGGUACAUCAGAAAUUACUGCUAGGUCUUACUUCGGGGUAGGUCUUACUUUCGGGGAAACAGGGUACUAGAGAAAGACAUGCUGUUCUGGUAGCUCCAGGUCUUAACACUCAUAUCAGUUUCGGAGGAUGAAUACAACUGAAGGAAGCCUGGGCGGGUGCACAGCUGGGGGAGUCAGUCAUGUGACUUGCCUCUGGGGGCCCCCGAAGGCAGUGGGCCCCCAGACAACUGUCUCCCCUUGCCCUAUUAUAGUUACACCCCUGCUAGAAGCACAAGUACUGUCUGCUGGUAUAUUCUGCAGCCUGAUGUGGUACAGUCCAGGAAGGACUAUCUAGCAUGGGGAUUCUGCUGAAUAUGUCACUUGGCUACUAACUGGGCAAAGAGACAUUCUUUAAAGUGGUGGCACUCUUAUAUUUAGCAGGAGAAGAGAAACUCCCUAUUGAACACCAACAAAUAUUUAUAUACUGCUUUUCAACAAAAGUUUCCAGAGCGGUUUACAUAGAUUAAUAACAAACAAAUAAGUAUGAUGGAUCCCUAUCCCCGAAGGGCUCAUAAUCCAAAAAGAAACGUAAGAUAAACACCAGCAACAGUCACUGCAGGUACUGUGCUGGGGGUGGAUAGGGCCAGUUACUCUCCACCUGCUAAAUAAAGAGAGUCACCAUGUUUAAAAGGUGCCUCUUUGCCCAGUUAGCAGGGCUAUAUUCAACCCAAUAUAGCACACAUCUAGUAGUUAUUGCUGGUGCUUCCCUGGUGUUUCUUUUUAGAUUGUGAGCCUCUUUGGGACAGUGAACCAUCUUCUCAUUCCUUUUGCUAUGUAAACUACUUUUGAGAGCUUUUUUGUUGAAAAAGUGUACAAACAGAUGAUAAAUAAUAAUGGCUCCAAAUAACUUUUUUUUUUUUUUGCAAGUCAUUUAGGUGAACUGUAGAUAUGUCUCAGUCCCCUGCUAACUGAGCAGAGAGGCAUCUUUUUUAAAAGUGUGAUUCGCUUUAUUUAGCGGGGGAGAGCAACUGGCCCUAUCCACCCCCAGCACAGCAACCCUCCAGUGGCUGUUGCUGGUGUAUAUCUUAUGUUUCUUUUUUAGAUUGUGAGCCCUUUGGGGACAGCGAGCAAUUUUAUUCAUGUAUUUAUAUAUUUAUAUCUAUGUAAACUGCUUUGGGAACUUUUGUUGAAAAGUGGCAUAUAAAUAUUUGUUGUAUUCUUAAAUGACUAAUUUAAUAUUUUCCCCCUCCAGAAUAACAUGCACAAAGUAGCAAGCUUCUGUGGGGGUGGGGAAAAUAGUGGUUGUUGAAGACACAUUUUCACAUAAACAAUGCAAUUUCAGUUACCAGAAGUUUUGUCCAUAAGGGAAACUGGUAACAUUAGGUAGGCUGUCAAGAUGUUUUAAUGAUAUAUUUGAGCAUGAGUUUUCAUGGGUGACAUCCCAUGUCAUCAGGUGUAAAGCAAGAAUAGGAGAAAGGUCAGUUAAAAGCAUUCUUAAAAAGACAGUGACAAUAUACACCAAGUGGAAUCUUUGUAAUGUGAAAAACCAUAAUCUCUAUUAAAUCGUAUUAUGGCAAAUUCUUUUAUGAAUUCCUGCUCAGCUAUUUCUGGUUCCAUGUGUCCAUUUUUAAGAGCAGUUACUCUCAUUCACUCUAUGAUGCUGUGACUCUGUAGACUGAAUUAUUGGCUUCUUGGUGUUACUGUUCUUGAUAUCAAAUUUAUGACCAUUUAGUCUUUGUCUUAAGAACAGUCCUAUGUAGAUGGCCAAAGGAACUCUGGUACAUGAUAUGCAGUAAGGUGGAUAAGCGGGUAUGGUUCAAUGUAUUUGGUAGGUGGAUGCCAUUGAAUCCACACAGUGUUACUUUCUUUGAGCAUACAUAAAACACUGGGCUGGUUUGGCUGUUACCAUGCACGCAUCAUGUAGUUAGAACCUGGGGCAUGCAUAUUUACAAAUGGGGUAGAACAUCCUAACUGUACCAUUCCAAUAAUACUUUAAAAUAGUAUUGGAACUGCACAAUUAGGAGCAGUUAAGACAUUCCACUUCCCACAUUAACAUGUGGGGUGGGUGGGAAAUGCGUGCCCCUAAUCACUCAGUAUCAUCUGAAUCAAUCCACUAUUGUAAAAGAAAGUGUUCCUUAUACUACAGAAGUUACAUAUUAGGUUGUUUGAUGCUACAUUUAACAUCAGAGAUUUGCUUAACUCAAAUGUUAAGAAAAUACUAUAUUCUUGUGUGAUCUCAAUCCUUUUUAAGCCAGCACAAUUAAGUACGUAGUGUUAUAUAGCCCUGAAAGUUUUACAGUUUUAUAAAUUUUAAUAUUGGUAA
This is a messenger RNA of Hemicordylus capensis (graceful crag lizard), 4449 nucleotides long. RefSeq names its product ras-related protein Rab-10-like. Gene Ontology annotation, cellular component: Golgi apparatus; recycling endosome; insulin-responsive compartment. Bases 416 to 1045 code for a protein of 209 amino acids. The transcript is spliced from 6 exons. Gene Ontology annotation, biological process: cellular response to insulin stimulus. Gene Ontology annotation, molecular function: GTPase activity; GTP binding. The record is from RefSeq and is a predicted model, not a curated record. NCBI's taxonomy places the organism in Eukaryota, Metazoa, Chordata, Lepidosauria, Squamata, Cordylidae.